UUUUAUUUUAUACUUGUUUUUCAAAAAUGAAUUCCAACUUGUCGCAAUUUCAAACGCUUCCCCUUGACAUAGUCAAUUUAAUUGUCUUGUACCUUUUCCCCUCUGCCAAUUCAAGAAAUGAGUCGAUUCUGGUCACAGGUUUUCAUUAUGAACUAGCUGCUGCUCUCAUUCGGUGCUGCCACGCUUGGCGCACGGUCAUUAUGGAGCGUCUCUGCCGCGAAAUCACCAUGGAGUGCUUUUCUGACGGUACAGUGGGCGAUAUGUCCUUUAAACGCUGGCCUAAGUUAGCCUGUACUCCAACGUUUCGGAUUACCCAUCUUGUGAAAAGGGUUGUUGUAGUUGUAUGCACUGGGCCGAGUGCAGAUGGGCCUCGAGCAAAGCAUCUAAUCAGCAGGUCUAGCCAGCCCAGUUUUUUCUUUCCGAAUGCCAUUGGGUUAAAGGUUGUUUUGCCUGACUACAGGGAUAGUCGUUCUGUCGGCGCAAAUCUUACUGAACUUGGUGCGAGCGAGUUUGCACAAAAUAUCAAGCGGAUGGUUCCAGCGGUGCGUGACGUUGCAAUCCACAGCAUUGAUCCACAUUACGCAGAUGGUUAUGACAUGGCCAACGACCAUCUCUUGGGCAGGUUCAGCAUCGAUUUGUGCCAGUCAGUGAGCCAAGUGUCCAUUAAAUGGUCAUGCGGUGUGCAACAAUAUGAUGUGGGAUUAGAGUGGGAAGAUGGGCUUACAGACAGAAAGUAUGAGGAUUCACAACGCGACCACCACGCUUUGUUUGAGCUCAUUCGUCGGAACGCAGGCACGCUGCAGUCGCUCGAUGUGCGUUUGAAAGAUGACCAAAAGAUUAGCGAUCUUUGCAGCGACGACUCUGGCUGUGCCAUCGUUUAUCCACUCCUCGAAAAACUUAUCAUCUACAGUCAUAGGGACUCAUACUUCUCCAUGUCUGAUGCUGAUCAAACAGUUGCAUUUCCGACGCUUAAAUAUCUUAUUGCCCAUGAUUACUUUGAUCAUGCCGAUCACGCGUUUAAAGGAAUCAGCAGCACGCUUGAGUACCUGUUUUUGGAGCUCAGCACCGAUACCGUUAGAAGGCUUGAACAGAGCGGCAUCUUUACGACGAACAAGCUUCCGAAACUGCGCAAACUAAUACUGAUCAACGUGGGCAAUAAUAAUGUCAUUGGAAUACCAGCAGCCGACGCAAUGCGAUUUGCAAUCAAGAUCCUUGAUACAGCACAGUUUGUGCGCGAAAUCUCAAUCCCCAAUUAUUUUGAUAAGAGCGUGUUUUAUACCAGUAUUCAGUCGACAACAGCGUGGACCAGCAGCAUUCGGUUGGUUAGUAUGUGGGAUGGUGCGUCUUUUGAAAACAUUGUGCUCUUACUUAAACAUCUUCCUGCCUUGCGGAAACUUGAUUGUUCUAUCAACGGACAGGCCAUUGGCACCGGCGGUUACGACGACUACUUUGACGAACCGGUCGAUGUCAUUUACCAAAACAAUUAUCCGGUCGGGAGGUGCUUUACCACCUGGUAUAUAAAUAAUAAUGGUACAGGUUGCCUUAGUCAUAUUAUGACAGUUAUUGCACUGGUUGCCAUUAUAUGCCCCACGUUUACACGCGCAUUUAUCGAUGGCAGUAUCUACUACCAUCUAAUUUACAGACCAAUUUGGAAAAACGCAAAUGGUGAUUUUGGCAAGUACGCUGACCGACUCCAAAACGUCAAAUAUUUGAAUAGAAGGACUUAUUAUUAGUAAACUUUAU
This is a messenger RNA of Kickxella alabastrina, 1743 nucleotides long. RefSeq lists its product as uncharacterized. NCBI's taxonomy places the organism in Eukaryota, Fungi, Kickxellomycota, Kickxellomycetes, Kickxellales, Kickxellaceae. The record is from RefSeq and is a predicted model, not a curated record. The transcript has a single exon. The coding region runs from base 27 to 1733 and encodes 568 amino acids.